UUUGUAGCUUUGCUUUGUUUUAAACUGGGGCUGCGCUGGUAACUUGAAGCUCGGUUCAAUGCCAGGGAUUGGGACUGAGGAGUCCGGCGGGCGUAAAGAUCAACAAAGGGCCCUUGUCAGGGUUCUGGAGAAACAGCGGGCAAUACCUGUAAGCGAGCUCCCGGGGGGAAAAAAGUUUUCCUUGGCAGAGCCGAGUGGCUCAGGGAGGAGGAGACCCGGGUCAAGAAGAAAAACUAAAGGCAAGGCACCGCUUCCUCCAGCAGAGGCUAAAUGCGUUGAAGGUCCUUCAUAUGAGCCAGUAGAAUCCUCUAAUUUCAUCAUGGAACAGAAAGAAAACAUGAUUGACAAAGACAUUGAGCUCUCUGUGGUUCUUCCAGGGGAUGUGAUCAAAUCCACUACUGUUCAUGGCAGCAAACCCAUGAUGGAUUUGCUAAUAUAUCUUUGUGCACAAUACCAUUUAAACCCAUCAAGCUAUACAAUUGACCUGCUAUCCGCAGAAAAAACUCCAAUUAAGUUUAAACCCAACACACCAAUUGGAAUGCUGGAAGUGGAGAAGGUCAUUCUAAAAGCAAAAAAUCUGGAUAAGAAGAAGCCUACACCAGUGAUACCAGAGCAAACUGUACGAGUAGUGAUAAACUACAAAAAAACACAGAAGACAGUUGUGAGAGUUAGUCCACAUGCAUCCCUUCGAGAACUCACCCCUAUUAUCUGUAGUAAAUGUGAGUUUGACCCUUUGCACACCAUAUUGUUGAAGGACUACCAAUCUCAGGAGCCUCUUGACCUGGCUAAGUCCUUUAAUGACCUUGGACUACGAGAACUCUAUGCAAUGGAUGUUAGCAGAGCUCCUUCUGUUACUGACUUCAGUUUAUCAUCUUUACAAGACUCCUGCCAAAUAUCUCCCAACCUAGACAUUAUGAAGGAAAAAGAAAAUAAAAAGUUUUUCAGCUUUUUUCAACGCAGCAAGAAAAGAAGAGAGCAAACUUCAAGUGCUCCAGCAACUCCAUUGAUAAGUAAACCUCGGCCAACUUUUACAAGAUCAAAUACCAUUUCUAAACCAUAUAUUUCAAAUACAUUGCCGUCUGAUGUGCCAAAAAAGAGGAGAGCUCCCUUACCUCCAAUGCCAACCUCUCAGAGUUGCCCACAGGAUCUUGUACAUACUCAGACAAGACCAGCUUCCUGUGUAGUGAAAUCCAUUAGUGUGGAUGAAACAAAUAAGGACCAUUCUGGAACAAGCAUAGUGAGGACAGGAUCUCUGCAGCUCAGCAAUACAUCCUCAGCUAAUUCAUCUUUGAGGAGGACAAAGCGCAAAGCACCCUCUCCACCUUCUAAAUUACCUCCAGAUCAAAGUUAUGAGACCAGUAAUGUGACAGCACCAAAAUCAGUAGAAGCAAUUCCAGGAGAAAGUAUUGCAGAAGCAAAUCCUCCCGAUGUGCCACCUGAUUCAGCUGGAAUUAUCUCUGAGUUCAGCCUUGAAGGAAUAGAUGAAAAAGAAGAAUUGAAUGUUCUCCAUAAGGAAGAGAGUGAAAGUGUUUCUUCAAAGUCACAAGAAAAUUCUUUUAUAUCUAUGGAUGUAACAAAGAAUGAAAAAGAAGAUACUACAUCAGAAUUUGGCAUUGUUACUAGAGAGUGCCCAGAAAGCUCUAAGGAAGAAAAACAAGAAAAUAGAAACACAGAUGGAAAAGAAUUACAGAAUGGUACAAGUAGUAAAGAAGCAGUAACUGAAAAUGGAAGAAACUCCAAAAUACUAGAUCAAAAUAAGAAAAAUGAUCAAAAUGACAUGAUGCUCCUUCCAAUGGACUCAAAUGAAGCAGUAAAAAAUGGAGUGAGGACGGUAGAAAUUGGUGUAGCUGAUGUUACUGAAAAUAACAAGCUUGAAACUGACAGACUAUCAGAUCCUCAGGCAUAUAAAAAUGACGUUUCUGUAGGUAACAAGGAAAAUCCUCAAUCACUUUUACCAGUUCAAGAUCAGAAGCUGAGUCAAUCUAACCUGGAAAAGGUAAAAACUCAGGAUGCAGCAAUUCAGACAGCUCAGUCCCAUAACAAUUUGGAUAAUAAUAUGCUAAAUGAAACAGCUGUUCACCUGGAUCAUAAUAUGUCAAACUUCAGAGGCAAUGAAAACAUAGAGUUUUCAAAUAACAGUAAAUCAUCUCAAAAGCCAUCUUUCAAAUCGCAGGGUUCUAUAGAUCCCUCAAGAGAACUCAAGAACCAAAGAUCACUAAAUGGGCAAGAAGAUAUACUGAAUCUCAAAGAUGUAAGUCCUACAUGUGGCAAUGAUGAUCCAUUUGUUCCAGUAGAUGGAACUGAUAAAACUCUAUCCAAUUCCUCUACAAAGAGUUAUCCCCUUUAUAAACCUGAUCACAAAACAAAACCAAAGCCAUCUAAUGAAAUUACGAGAGAUUAUAUACCCAAAAUUGGAAUGACGACUUAUAAAAUAGUACCUCCUCGGUCCCUGGACAUACUGAAGGAUUGUGAAUCAGAAACUACACGGUACAGUAAAAAUGAUCAGGAGAUGCAUAUUUCAGAAAAUUGUAAGCCGCGUGAACAGCUGAAGGAAUCUGCUAUCCAAACUGAUGAUAUUAUUUCUGAAGGCACAAGGGAGAUACAGGCUGACAUGAACUAUGAACCCAAACUGGGAAUGGAGCAUCAUAUCCGAAAUGAAAUAAGUAUUACUGAUGGGACUGUAUCUUCUACAAAACCGGCCUCCGUAGUAAAUAAAGACAAUGGUGCAACUCCAUUGGUGCUGAAUUUAGAACACCUAAAUAGUAUUAUGGAACCAAAAGGAAGAUCUAAUGUGAUAAGUCCCCAGACGAAACCUAGUUCUUUUUUCCUACAGAUGCAGAAAAGGGCCUCAGGUCAUUAUGUUACAUCUGCAGCUGCCAAAAGUGUCAAUGCUGCUACAAGUUCUGCUCAAAAUGAACUGAAGCAUAAAGAGGUUGAAAGGAAGUUAUCAUCUCCCCAAGAGGAAACACUUUCUCCUUCAAAUAAAACAAUUAACUCCCUUUCUGAAUUGCAUGACAAACAAACUGAUCAUGACAUCAGCCAGAGACACGUAGAAAUCCCAACUUUUCCUACUAAACCCUCCAAACCGGUGAACCUUCCCUCUACUCAGCCAUCAGCAUUCAGCCUAAAAGCCUUGAGGACUUUUGGUGCACCACGGCCGUACACAAGUUCUACUCCUUCUCCUUUUGCACUUGCUGUAGUCAAAAGAUCACAGUCUUUCACUAAAACAUGUACUGUCCCCAGGCAGUCAUCCAGAGAGGAACCAUCUUCUGGACCACCUUCAUCAGCUUCCAAAGAGGAGGAGGGAAAAAAUAACCCAUUAGAUAAGUUAGUGGGAGUUCUACAGUCUGACAAGGAACCGAGCUGUGUACACAAUGAACAGAAAUGCCAGAUACAGUCAUCAACUGACCGCCCAUCAUUCACCCUUAAGAAACAAACUUCUUUAACAUUCCAAAGUGCUGACCCAGAACAGAUUCGACAAAGUUUGCUGACCGCAAUUCGCUCUGGAGAGGCUGCUGCCAAAUUGAAAAGGGUUACUGUUCCAUCCAAUACCAUAUCUGUAAAUGGAAGACCAAGACUCAGCUGUUCAUUGUCCACAGAAACACAGUCUGACCAUUAGAGAUGUUACACCAGCUAUUUUGCACUUUACCACCACCUCUUAUAUAGGCCAACAUAAUACUAAUUGAGAUUUAUUGCAAAUGUAAAUUCAGGUGUAUGUUAAUAUAUAUUGUUUAUUAAAACGUGUGAGUUUUGUGUGAUGGCUGUUCAUGCCAAGAGAAGAAUUAUUGGAAUAUGUAAUUUUAGUGAUAUUUUUGUGUGUAUGCCUUAAAAACUGAAUAUGCUGCUCUAGGACUUUUAAGAUGAAGUGCAGAUGAGUUUCAGUUUUUGAAAUGAAAAAUAAUCACAUUUUGUUGAUUUUGUUGAAUUAUUUGUAGAAACAUACUGAACAAUGGUGAUUUAGACAAAAGGAUAAGUUUUUAAUAUAUAAUAUAUGAGUUAAUAAAUGUCUGCCAUAUGCUGCCUUGAUGUUACUGUUAAAUUAAAAACUUGUAAUAAGCGUACAUUCCAAACUUUGCAUUCUACAGAAAGAACUAACUAAAAAUACUAGUGAUAACAAAUGACUGUCUUCAGUUGAACAUUGGUUUUAAUUGUUGAAUCAUUUUAUACUCAAGAUUCUUCCUCUUGUACUUUUUUUUUCCCAUGGGAACAAUGAAAAAUCAGAUUCUACAUGUUGGGAUCCUCUUAGUAUUUUAAUAUUAUAGUAAGUCUCUGCUUUUAGUCUUUAACCUUUGAAAUGCACAAAAGAAAUUUUUAUUAUAAAUGUUUUUCUGUAUAUAAUUCUUAUAGUAUCAGGGCACAGACGAAUCUUACACACAUACCUGUUUCUUGUACCAGAGGCCUUAAAAUAUCCUUUGUCAAAAUAUUGAUUCAUAGUAAUAGUUAUUUUCUUUUCAAUGUAUGGGGCCCAAAAAAGUUUAGAAUAUGUCUAGAUUAAAUACCAGUUGGCCUAUUUUAAUUAUAGUAAUGUGAUGUAAUAGUAAGACAUUAUGAAGCUUAUUUAAGAUUGAGAUACUAUUAUUCUAAAUAUUAAAAAUGAGUAAUUUAAUGUUGGAACACUUAAAGAGGUGCCUAAUUGGUAGGGGUUGGGGGGUAUACCUGAUUGUUAGGCUUACAGUUUUUAUGUGAUACUUGUUUGUCCACAGAAGGAAUUAAAUUGUUCACUUAUCAUAGCUUUUGGUCAGGCAAAAUGAUUGUGAAUUCUGGUAGAUUUCUACUGCUCCUGGUGAGAUAUUUGCCAGUUUUGAAAGUAUGUUGAUUCUUUUCCAGUUAAAUAAAAAUUAUCUUAUUUA
Molecule: messenger RNA, 4850 nt
Organism: Dromiciops gliroides (monito del monte)
Lineage: Eukaryota; Metazoa; Chordata; Mammalia; Microbiotheria; Microbiotheriidae
Gene: COBLL1
Product: cordon-bleu WH2 repeat protein like 1
Exons: 14
Coding region: 59-3619 (1186 amino acids)
Molecular function (GO): actin monomer binding
Source: RefSeq, a predicted model, not a curated record